UUGUUCCUUACAAGUCAGUACCUCCCGAUACGUUGUCAGCUGUGCAUCGCCCGCGCGCUCCCGACGUAUAUACCAUAUAUAUUAUACAUAUACAAUAUAACAUCACGUAUAUAGAUAGCGCAUUUAUACAUCUAUAUAUUUGCAUUCGUCUACACACAGACACAAUACACGCUCGCAUCUGCACACAAGUACACACAAAUUAAUGCGUACAUAUGCCAGUGCACUCUCUGUAUCGCAGGUGUGUAUUUAAAGUGUGUGCGCCGUUGUGUUUUUUUUUCGGAGUUUUGACUGUGCAUACAUGUGAUUCGCAGCAGUAGCCCUCCUGUUUACCAACAUACAGACUGCUCUGUCGUCUGACAGCGCUUUCUUUUUCUCGCUCGCUCUCUUUUAAUCCCUCGUUCUCCGUAAUAAUUAUAAUAAUCAGAUACAUUCGACUCGCGAAUUUCGGCAAGAGUAGCAGCAGCACAGCAGCGGCUUUAGAGUGGCUGUUGUUGUUGUUUGUGCUCCUCUCUCUCUCCGCUGUGCAGCGCGUAUGUUUAUACGUGUGAGUCUCCGAUUUAUGCAUCAUCGCAACAGCGAGACCCGAUCGCGUCAUAUACCAUGUCCGAUUAUUCUAGCUUGAAAUUUGACGUUGCUCGAUCGGUCCAGAGGAGACGCCUAUUGAAUAUUAAGUCGACUAAGAAAACCCGCCGACUGGGACUCUGAGUGCAAUAUAAUCGUGCAAUAUUAAAGUAGAGAGAAGAGAAAAGCUCGAGUGUGUUGAAUAAAAAAAAAGACUGUGCUUGCAGUGCUGAUAUUCGUGCAAGCCGGAACUGUGGAAAUUUAAAUUAGAAACGAAAAAGUGCAAUAUUUGAUUAGAAUUACGUAAAUCAAGUGCAAUAAAUAAGUGUGUUAUAAUAACUCGUGUGAAUUGUGCAGUGUGUGCUCGUUUGCAAUCAUUGCAAAGAGAUAAAAAUUAAAAAGGGAAAAGAACCAAACGCACACUGGCGUCGUCACAAGUGAGUAGUAGCAGCAGCGCGACGGCCAGCAGCAGCAGUGCAGGACAGCAACAAGCUGCGGCCGCUGGUGCAGUCGUUGUUAAUGCUGCGAGUGGUGCUGGUACCGGUACGGUGCCGGUCAUAGUGCGGCGACGUCGACGUCGUUGCAUCAACAACAACAACAACAACAAUAACAACAACAACAAUAACAACGAGAACAACAAAUUGAUGCAGCUUCAGCAGCAGCAGCACAUCAUGUCGACCGGCAAGAGAUUGGCCAAGCGCAGCAUAAUCGGCACGAGGGUCUGCGCGCCGGGCCGCGACGGCAAGUAUUACUCGGGCGCGAUCAGCGCCGUCAAUACGCCGAAUUACAACAGCGACGCGGCCGGUGGCCUGUCGAUCACCUCGUCGACGCGCUACUCGGUGCGCUUCGACCCGGUGGUGGGCGCCCCGGACUCCAAGUGCGAGUACUUCGAUCGCGACCUCAUCGGGCCGGGCUUCGGCAGCGUGAUCGACGCCAAGCUCGUGCCCGGCCAGAAGGUCUUUCUCACCUAUAACGGCAGAGAGAUACAGGCCGAGGUCACCCAGCACCGACAGCAGCACGACGAGGUCGACGUCAAAAUCACCGUGGCCCCGGCCAGCAACGGCCAAGAGGGCAUGAUGCAUCUGACGAAGCGCAUCGAGGAAGUCCGACUGCUGGAGUCGCGCAAGAGCGCCAGAUUAGCCGACUCGGACACGGACUUUGCCAGGCUGGCCGACGUGGGAAGCGACCGCAAGCGGGCCUCCUCCCAUUCCAUCGACGUGUCAACUUUCAUAGGAUCACGAAAACGAAGGCCAAGUUCGAGCAACGAUUCCGAGCGCUCGUACAAUGCCUGGAACGACUCGGCCAACAACAACAACAACAAUAGCAGCCACAACCACAAUCAUCAUCAGCAGCAGCACCACAACAACAAUAAUCGACAGACGAGCGUCGUAACGUCGACGCAGGCACAGUCGCCGGUCGCCGUGGCACCGGUACAGGCCACGCAGACUUCGACCGGAGGUGGUAGCUCGGCAACGACGACGGGCGCGAUGAACCUGUCGAUGACGGCCAGCAGCGGCGGUUCCGAGCCGCAGGAGACCGUCUACAUGGACGAGUGCUCGGCGGCUAUGGUCCUCAUGUCGCUGUCUACCCCGCCCAAGAAUCCCCUGCCCAUACACUGCCAACAAUCUUACGGAUCCUGGGACGACGGCAUGAGCAACCGUGUGACCAUCGGCUCGCCCGGCACCAACAGCAGCCAGAGCAGCAGCAGCGCGUCCUGGCGCAGCGCCACCCCGAGCCCGCCCCUCAGCGACGAUCCGAUCAGCCACUCGGCCGCCUGGGCGGCCGCCCAUCCGAACAAUCAUCACAAUAAUCACCAUCAGCUGCAGCACCAACAGCAGCACCAUCACCACAACAACCAUCACAGCCAGACGCAUCAGUCGCCUGGCCAGGUGCCGGUCGUCGACCAGAGGCGCUUCUAUCACAGACAGCACCAUCCGUACGCGGUGGUGCACCGCAGCAGCAGCCAUCGCAGACACCGGGGCGGCGGCCUGUCCUCCUCCUCCAGCAGUCCCAACAACAGCCCCUACGACGAGGGCAUCGUGCCGGACCUCGAUCAGGAGCGACCGCGCAAAAAGAGGAUUCGAUCAAUUGAAAACGACGAGGACUACAUGAGCGCCAACAACACUGGCUCUAGCUCCGACAACGAUGUCAAAAACGGAAUAGUCUACAAAUGCACAUGGCGCGACGACAAUUCGCGACAGAACUCGCGCUCGUGCGGCCACGUAGCCGACACCUGGGACCAGGUGGCCGACCACGUGUUCCGCCAGCAUCUGCAGCGCAGCCGCUCGUCGUCCUUCGAGGACGAGGAGGACGAGGUGGAUUUCUACAUCGACGAGAUGGUCAAGCCGGCCUGCUCGCCGCCGACCAAAUCGCACUGGGACAUGGUGAGGCCGAGGACCGAGGACCCCGAGUACCAGAAGCAGCUGCGCCUGACAGCGGCCGCCAACGCCGCCAACGCCGCCUCCGUGGCCCAUCUGCAUCACAACUACAACAACAAUUACCAUCAGCAUCAUCAUCAUCAGCAGCAACAACAGCAGCAUCACCAGCAGCAGCAACACCACCAUCAGCAGCAACAGCAUCAGCACAAUCAGUUCAAUCACCAGCAGCAUCAGCAACAGCAGCACCAGGUCCAUCACACGAGCAACAAUCAAGUUGCCACCGUAGCUGCCGUCAAUUCUCAAAAUAUCGACAUCAUGCGCGACGUUUACACAGUGCCAAGCCAAGCAAACGGCGCAGCGGUGGGCAAGCAGUUCAAGGUGAGCCCCGCGACAGCGGGCACGGGAGGAGCGCAGGUGGCGACUUCGAGCCCGAACGCCCAAGCAGCGGUGGCGGCCACCCCGCGUCCACUGCAGGCACACAACAGCUCUGCGAACAUCAGCUUGGUGACGGUGUCGCUGGGCAAGAUGCCGCACUCGCCCCGUCGCGUCCGCGGCGAGACGAAGAAGUGCCGCAAGGUCUACGGCAUGGAGCACAAGGAUCUCUGGUGCACGCAGUGCAAGUGGAAGAAGGCCUGCACGCGCUUCAACGACUAGGUCAGGCCAAGCGGGCUCGUGAGCCGCGCGGGUCCGUCCUCGGCCAGGUUGAUGCAACACAAUAAUAAUCACAAUAAUCAGCAUCGGGACAAUGCGAGCGGCGGCGGUGCUGCUGCCGCAACCCAGCAAAGAUCGACUGCGCAGCAACAGCAGCAGCAGCUCGUCAUCACGGCGGCCAACUGCCACCGUGCCGAUAACGAUUAUACCUCUCAACGGCAAUGCACAAAUCUUAGCUAUUAAAUUGCAUGAUGAUCGCAAUCGUUGCGUCGUAUCGAACAUGCAUGAACGUAUAGUAAAAAGGCAAAACAAAGAGGCAUAAAUGCAGCAGCAGCGAUGAGAUACAUCGAGUGCCUCUGGCUUGCGCGCUAUAUGGUGCUCGAUCUGCUCCUCGAUCGACCUGUCAAGUCUCGACUUCUCUCUCUUUCUCUACUUUUUAAUUUUUUUAGUUUAAAUAUGAUUUUUACAUGGAUAUUAUUACACUUAAUUAUUACGUUGUUAAUUUUUUUAGAACAAACAUAAUGCAUAGAUUCGCGCAUAUUUUACGCAUAUAACAGAGUCGUACAUGCCAUCUAGUGUGCGCGUGUGCGCACUCGCAGCCGUUUUUAUCUAUAUCUAUAUACUCUUAACAAUAAAUGUGUACGGCAUAUUUUGUGCGUACUCUUUUUCUCUCUCUCGUACACUUGCGUACGUAUGUUCGUGUGCACUCAUCGUGUCACGAUACGUAUCUCUCUCGUACCAUACAUUUAUUCUGAAUUGUAGACAAAACGUGCGACGACAACAAUGCAAACUACGCACGAGGGAGAGAAAGGAGAAAGGAGAAAGGAGGAAGAGCCAAAGAGAAAGAGAGAGAAAAACAGGAAGAAAUCGGCGUACAAGGCGAGCACGGGGAAUUUGCGAUUUCGACGAUCGGCUAACGGCGAUUAACGUCCUCGUCGACGGCUAAUUAUAGAGAAUAGAUAAUUCUAUAUAGAUCGCAUUCAAUUAGCGAAUCGAGAAAGGAGGACAAAGUAUAAGAAAAAAAAAUGAAAAUAAACGCGCGUACGUGUCUGACGGAGACCUCUCGUAAAUGUGUAAGGAACAAACAUACCUACGUAUAUAGCAAAUUAUUGUCUUUAAAAUAGUUGUGUAAGAUAUUAGCAAAGACUCGCACACAUGCAUACACACAGACACACAUAAACAUACGCAGACAUAUAUAAUACAGAGACUCGAACUAAGGAUGACAUAAAUAAAGCCACCCACACAUACAUGCUCUGUACUUCUUUAACGAAAUAUCUCUCACUGCUAAUGCAAAAAUGCGGGUGUAUAUAAUAAAUAUAAUAAAUAAACUGACCAUGAACUCGCGCACACAUACAUACACACAUUAUAAUUAUACAUACACAAAAUGUGCACAGAGAUAAUAUGCAAAAAUGUUACCGAUCUCAUGACAGAUCGACGUUUAGCUGGCGGAUGUACGUGUACAUAAGAUUAAUUAGAUGAAUUAUCAUGAUUAUAUGCAUACACGCAUAAUCGAGAAUGCGCAUAGUAAAUAUAUGACGCGUCCGAAGCAAUGAAUUAUAUAUAUACAAAAAUGAUAUGUUAUAUUAGGAAAAUAUAUGAAAGGGUUGGUGCUUAUCUAACCUUUUCCUUUUGCUCUGUCCGCGUCGCGCGUAAAAUACUAUUGACAAAUUUCACCAAGAUUAUAUAUAUACAUAAACAAAUUGGAUAUUAUGAUAAUAUACAUAUAUAUGAAUUAUAAUAAUAUUAAAUCUAUAUAAAUGAAUUCAAGAAGAUGGAAUAUAUAUGCAAAUAUCGUAGUUAGAGCAAAGUUUACGAAAAAAAAACAUUAAAGUAUAUAUACCAAUAACAAGAUUAUGUAUAUGUAUACAGGUGAUCGUCAGCCAGUCCGAAAGCUCGAUAAUUAAGUAAUAAAAAUAUUAGAGAAUCAUUUUACGAGCCCUCGGCUGGCUGACGAGGCAUCGCGUCGUUUAUAAACAAAACUCCACACAAGGUUCCUCACGCGAAUCUUGUGUCUAGAUUAAUUAAGUUAAAUAAAUAUAUUAUAUAAAUUAAAGAUGAAUAUAUGAGAGAAAAUGAAAAAGUGACGUAUAUAUAUACAUAUAUAUAUAUGAAAAAUAUAAAGCAAUUAUGUGAUAUUAAAUUGUAAUUUAAAUCGGAGAGACUCCCUUAAAAAACGACACUCCAAAUUUCCAUCUGCCAACUGACUUUACUGCUGGCGAGGGAAUGGGUGUACGAGAGGGAUACCGCGUCAUUAUUAUUCGAUACAACAAAAAUUGCAAUAACCGAUACAAAAAUACGAUUUGUAAAUGUAUUAAGAAAAAAGCGAAGGAAUCGAACUCGUUAGAAAAAAGUAAAACAAAAUGGACAGUAUAGAGUACAUAAUAUAUCAGGCAACGAGACGAGCUUAAAGAAAAAACUAAUAACGAAGACGAUCAUUGAUUUUAAUUGUACAGAAAGACAAAUUGUGAAAGGAUUCCAAGAUCGAUAAAUAACACCAAACAAACGCAUAACUGCCAGAUACAGCGUGAAAAGUUGAUUAUUGUUGCGAGAGUAUAAUAUGCAAAGAAAAAGGAAGAUAAAAAGUCGGUCGUUGUUUAUUAUCGAUUAUAAUAAUUAAUACGUUGUAUACUGUAUAUUAUAUAUAUAUUGUUCAUAUUUUAUUUGAGGUUUCCUGAGAACCGCGCGUCACUCUCAGUUUUAAUAAUUUUUCCCUUAGUAUAUAUAUAUGAUACUUAUAAUAAAUAAGUAUAAAUAUAUAUAUAUGCUAGUUAUUAUUAGAAGAAAGAAUAAAGCAUACGUAAAAUAUAUAUGAAUCUAUACUGCAAACAUAAACCUGUAUUUGUAAACUUGAAUGAAUGUGAUGAUUAAACUAAUAGCAUAAAUGAUAAUCAUAAAAUCGCGAGAAUACGAAAAAGUUACAUUAAAAUAAUGUUUCAUAAAAUCUAAUUUUAGAAAGAUAUUAUAUACAUAAUAAAUAAAUAAAUAUAUA
Messenger RNA from Trichogramma pretiosum, 6579 nucleotides. RefSeq names its product transcription factor mef2A-like (gene Glut4EF). Gene Ontology annotation, cellular component: nucleus. Gene Ontology annotation, molecular function: DNA-binding transcription factor activity; RNA polymerase II cis-regulatory region sequence-specific DNA binding. Gene Ontology annotation, biological process: regulation of transcription by RNA polymerase II. Lineage: Eukaryota; Metazoa; Arthropoda; Insecta; Hymenoptera; Trichogrammatidae. The transcript is spliced from 7 exons. Bases 1206 to 3593 code for a protein of 795 amino acids. The record is from RefSeq and is a predicted model, not a curated record.